Molecule: messenger RNA, 437 nt
Organism: Racocetra persica
Lineage: Eukaryota; Fungi; Glomeromycota; Glomeromycetes; Diversisporales; Gigasporaceae
Source: the annotation of a GenBank genome assembly
UUUUUGAUUCAUUUGUCGCCCAUCUUUGGACAUGGACACGACGUCGGUCCGGUCCAUGUUCAUGUCUAUAUGAAAUCCUUGCGGCAUACUACGCGAUUCACGGCUUACUACUUCGUUCACGGCACUACCUCAUUCACGGCACACUACAUCAUUCACAACAUCUACUCAACGGCAAUAUGACCUUGCCGUGGAAGGUUCCAAUGUGUCAUAAGGUCCUAAUGUAUCAUAAGGUUCCAAUGUGUCAUAAGCAAUUUGACAAGGAGUUUGCUAAUUCAUUUAAUCCAAUUUCUGAAUCUAGUACUAUACAACUAGAUGAAAUAAAUGGUGAUAAUUUAUUAAUAGAAGAAAUUAUCGAUCUUUCAAAUCCGGCAUUUAUUGGUAACAAUAAUUUGUUUAUCGAAGAACAAGGCAAGACAAAUAACAUUUCUAACGGUUGA